Messenger RNA from Racocetra persica, 133 nucleotides. Lineage: Eukaryota; Fungi; Glomeromycota; Glomeromycetes; Diversisporales; Gigasporaceae. The record is from the annotation of a GenBank genome assembly.
ACGAGGCUUAUCGUGGUUCUAGAUGAAGCUCAAGAGCUUAUUAAUAAUUUUCACAAUAAAUUCAAGAAUACGACUUCCGAAGAUAUAAAAUGCCCAUUAUAUUCGAUUGUAAUUAAAGCAUUUUCGAUACAAG